Molecule: messenger RNA, 2342 nt
Organism: Siniperca chuatsi (mandarin fish)
Lineage: Eukaryota; Metazoa; Chordata; Actinopteri; Centrarchiformes; Sinipercidae
Gene: ntmt2
Product: N-terminal Xaa-Pro-Lys N-methyltransferase
Exons: 4
Coding region: 204-1085 (293 amino acids)
Biological process (GO): N-terminal protein amino acid methylation
Cellular component (GO): cytoplasm
Molecular function (GO): N-terminal protein N-methyltransferase activity
Source: RefSeq, a predicted model, not a curated record
CAGUGUCCCUAACAGGGGAUCUGUAAAUCUGGCGGGACGUCCUGAGCACCGCCCCGUGAAAAAGAUCUCUGCCGAUCACUUGAACGCUGGCAGAGACGCGUUGAACACUCAGCUAGACAGAUAUAGCAGCAGCUGGAGAAACAGCGUGUUACUCUCCUCUAUCUACCGCUCUGUGAGGUGCUGCGAGGCCGCAUACAGCCAAAAUGGAGAUUUCAGUUGAAGAUGAGAGCAGCAGCUCAUCACCCAACUUUGCGUACAAGGCCGCUCACCAGGCGUUCAGGGAUCGCUGGAAAGAGACAGACGACACCAUGUGUCGCCACAGCAUGUCCUUCCACCUGCACCACACGCUGAGGAGCGAAUUCUUUGCCAGCUACCUGUACCUGCUGGAGAAGCUUCCUGUGGUGAAGCUGUUUCCAGUCACCUGUGAGUACAUCAAGGGAGAGAAACAGUUCUACUACAGAGCUCAGCAGUUCUAUGAGGACGUCCCCGCCUCGGAGGAGGGCAUGAUGGGAGAUUUUGUGGAGAUAAGCAAUGUUGAUCUGGAGGGUUCCCGGCAGUUUCUGAAGAGGUUUGUGGGUCCGGGUAAGGCCGGUACACACUGUGCCCUGGACUGUGGCUGCGGGAUCGGCCGUGUGACCAAAGGCGUCCUCCUUCCUGUGUUUGAGAAAAUGGAGAUGGCGGACAUGAUGGAGCACUUUCUGCUCCACGCACACGAGGAGUACCUUGGUGACGACGCCGACCGCAUUGAGACUUACUACUGCUACAACCUGCAGGACUUCACACCUCCAAAAAACAAGUACGACGUCAUCUGGAUGCAGUGGGUGGCGUGCCACCUAACAGACAAGGACCUGAUGAACUUCCUGAUUCGCAGUAAGAAGAGUCUGCGUCCAAACGGGGUCAUCAUAAUAAAGGACAAUAUGGCGCGGCAGGGCUGCAAGCUGGACCCCAUCGACAGCAGCAUCAGCCGCCACCUGGACAUCAUGAAGAGCAUCAUCGCCAAGGCCGGCCUGGAGGUCCUGGCUGUUGAGAGGCAGGAAGGCUUCCCUGAGAUCAUCAUGCCUGUCUGGAUGAUUGCUAUGAAAUAGAAAUGACAUUCAUGUAAAAUGAUUCAGAUUGUUGUUGCUCCAUUUGACACGAACUAAGAGGAAAAUCCAACCUGAAGCUGAAUUCACAUGUUAUUCCACUUUGUGAUCAAGUCUCUGAAAACUACAACGACACUGACAGAAAUCUUCCCGAUGUCAUCAGGAGAUAAAUCCUGAAACAGCGGUGUGGACGGUGUGAUGGCAGUUUUAUGGAGCCAGGAGUUCUUUUUCUGCUCAGCCCAGAAAUGAAAUAAAGCUAUUCGAGGACAUUAAACUUCUACAGAGGCACUCUGUAUGUACACAAAGCCAGACUGUAAUUUACUGUCAGCCGACCACUUCCAGGGGUUUGUAUCUUGAUGAUGACAUCAAAGACCCUCAGUUCUCUGCAGUGUAACCGUGGGAGAACCACGAGGCUCACUGGAAAAACAUGUGCAUUCAGAUUUACUGUUUGGUUUCUCCUCUGAGUGAAUGUUUUGUAUCUGUUUUUGACUAAAUCCAGCAUGUUGCAGCACAAGUACAACAUAUCAACAACAAUAAUGUAUCAUGUUAGAUUUGUUUUAAAAACUAUAUUGCUUUAUAUUUUUGAACAUGAUUAGCAUGCAAUCUGUAUCUGGAUAAUGACAUCUGAUCACAGGCCUUUGCAUUUACACAUGGCAUUAAUAAGCGUUUUUGUUAUCUUGAUUCUGCCUGCAGUGUGAUCAGAUCUCAGUAUGCAAGUUAGGCAGGAGGACCUGGUGGACCUGUCAACAAACAUGCACCGUGCAUCCCAGCUCACGGGCAGCAAAGCCAGGGGCACGUGACAGACGGAGACAGUUGAAGACAUCCGUUUGCAAGGAAGAAGAAUGCCUGGAAUGACGGGUUUGCUUUAAGCAGCCCACUGCAUUAAUGUUUCGCCCGCUGGCUCCACCUGCAUGUUCCCAUAGACUUUACACUGGGGCGAUGUCACGCAAAUAAAAUCACUUUUCUAGGCUCUGGGAAAGUUUUACAAAUAUAAAACUUCAAAAUUCACAAUACAAAGAUUAAUAAUUGACCUUGUUUGCAGUUUGAGGUGUACUGCCAAAGGUUCUACAGUUUGUCUUUUAGAAUGGAAGUCUGUGGGGAAAAUGUUUUUUGGAUUUUUUGGUUGCAAUGCUGCGAGUGGCCACUGGGACAAAUUGGCAGCGAGUGGCUGCUCUCUUACAUCCAUGGUGUAUAGGCUCUACUUAUUUUUCCUUUGCAGAGGAAGAGCUCAUCUGUAGCUUUUGACAGGCAGCUCGAGGG